This is a messenger RNA of Punctularia strigosozonata HHB-11173 SS5, 1129 nucleotides long. Its product is annotated as Mak16 protein. Gene Ontology annotation, cellular component: preribosome, large subunit precursor; nucleolus. The record is from RefSeq and is a predicted model, not a curated record. NCBI's taxonomy places the organism in Eukaryota, Fungi, Basidiomycota, Agaricomycetes, Corticiales, Punctulariaceae. Gene Ontology annotation, biological process: maturation of 5.8S rRNA; maturation of LSU-rRNA. The transcript has 6 exons. Bases 33 to 1025 code for a protein of 330 amino acids.
CUUGCCCGUCCGUUCUGGUUAUUCGCCACGCCAUGCAGAGCGACGACGUGAUCUGGUCGGUCAUUAAUACUCAGUUCUGCUCCUACAAAGUCAAGUCGACAACCCAAAAUUUCUGCCGUAACGAGUACAACGUCACUGGACUCUGCACCAGGCAAUCGUGCCCUUUAGCAAACUCCAGAUAUGCCACUGUGAGGGAGAAAGAGGGUGUACUAUACCUGUACGUGAAGACGAUUGAGCGAGCGCAUAGUCCAGCGCACAUGUGGGAGAAGAUAAAACUGUCGAAUAAUUACUCGAAGGCAUUAGAACAGAUUGACAAGGAACUCAUACAUUGGCCGAACUUUUUCAUUCACAAAUGUAAACAGAGGAUCACGAAGAUCACUCAGUAUUUGAUCAAGAUGAGGAGGAUGCGAUUACGACAACAGCCCAAGCUCAUCGGCGUGAAAAAGAAGCUUGAUCGGCGAGAAGCCGUCCGGGAACGUAAAGCGCUAUCUGCUGCACAUCUCGAGCGUUCAAUAGAGAAAGAGCUCAUCGAGCGACUGAAGUCGAAGGCUUACGGAGACGCACCCCUGAACGUGAACGAGGCCGUCUGGCAGGCCGUCCUGGACCAAGAGAAGAAAGGAAAAGACAAAGUGCAAGGGGAGCUUGAGGAAAUGGUGGACGACGAGACGGACGAAGACGAGGACGCGAACGAAGAGUUUGAAGAGGAGGAGGAAGGGUGGGGGGAGAGAGAAUUCGUCAGCGAUAUAAGCGGAGAUGAAGACGACUCCGGCGGCGGUUUCAGCGAUAUGGAGGAUGUGGAGGAUGAUGACGAGGACGAGAGCGAGGACGACGAGGAUGAGAGCGAUGACGAGGAUGCUCCAGUACCGAAGGGGAAGACGACCCUCGGCAAGCGGAAAAAACAGGACUCUAAAUCUGCUCGAAAGCGUCCGCCGAAGAAAACCCACCGCGGUCCGAGAGUGGAAGUCGAGUACGAACAGGAAUACGAGUCCGUACCCAUUUCCAAGGCUGCGCUGUCAGAAUGGUGACAGUCCAAGGGCUCGCGACUUGUUGAUACCCUUGAAUAUAUUGCUGGCAUGUCCUGUGCCAUCCUGUGUCACGCAUCAUUGUAUGAUCACGUAUUUUACUUGCC